This is a messenger RNA of Megalopta genalis, 1864 nucleotides long. It is a transcript of the gene Ost48, whose product is annotated as dolichyl-diphosphooligosaccharide--protein glycosyltransferase non-catalytic subunit Ost48. The record is from RefSeq and is a predicted model, not a curated record. Gene Ontology annotation, cellular component: oligosaccharyltransferase complex; endoplasmic reticulum membrane. Lineage: Eukaryota; Metazoa; Arthropoda; Insecta; Hymenoptera; Halictidae.
CCUAGUAAGAAUUUCUUGUUCUAGGAAGUUUUACUGAAAUGUCACUUCCGCUCAUAGGCUUUUCCGUUUGGUUACGUGUUUGAUAUGGUGCCACAACUCUAGAAUCGAAUGAGCCGGUGUGUCUCGUGGCAAGCGACGGAUACAUAUGUACGAUGAGACUUCUGGAUAAAUUCUUCUACUUAUUUGCGAUUGUUGGUCUUGCCAAUGCUGGCGGACCAACUCUCGUUCUACUCGACAAUUUAGCCAUUAAGGAAACACAUUCGAUAUUUUUCAAGACGUUACAGGAUAGUGGAUACACGCUGACGUUCAAAUUAGCGGAUGACGCUAAUUUGCAGCUCUCCAAGUACAGAGAGUUCUUGUAUGAACACUUAAUUAUAUUUGCCCCAACUGUGGAGGAAUUUGGUGGUGCCUUAAGUGUGGAAGCCAUCACUGACUUCAUUGACGGAGGUGGAAAUGUUUUGGUUGCGGGUUCCUCCCAAUCAGGGGAUGCUCUACAUGAGCUAGCAUCAGAUUGUGGUUUUGAGAUAGAUGAGGAAGGCUCUGCAGUCAUAGAUCAUCUGAACUACGAUGUAUCAGACAAUGGCCACCACACGAAAAUAAUUGCAGAGCCAUCCAAUCUGAUAGAUGCUCCUGUAAUUGUUGGAAGCAAGAAGGUACAACCUUUGCUGUAUCAGGGCACAGGUCUCAUCGCAGACACAGACAACCCGUUGAUCCUGCGUUUGCUGACUGCAUCCAGUUCAGCCUAUUCCUACAACCCACAGAAUCCAAUAAAGGAUUACCCUCACGCAGUUGGCAAAAAUACAUUGUUGAUAGCAGCCCUACAAGCCAGAAAUAAUGCGCGCGUCGUAUUUUCCGGCUCGCUGUAUUUCUUCAGUGAUGAAGCUUUCACUAGUCCAAUUCAGAAAGUUCAAGACGGGCAGAAACACGAGAAGUCUAGCAACGAGGCCGUGGCGACCGCUAUCGCCAAAUGGGUGUUCAAGGAAAAUGGCGUCAUUCGCGUUUCUACAGUGCAUCAUCACAGAGCUGGCGAGGUACAACCGCCAGCGGCCUACACCAUUAUGGACGACGUUGUCUAUUCGAUCGAGGUCCAAAAAUUGUCCGCGGACAAAUGGGUGCCCUACGAAGCGAACGAUUUGCAGUUGGAGUUCGUUCGAAUCGAUCCCUUCGUCCGCAUGACGAUGAAACCCGUCGGCAAUGGCCGUUACGAGGCCAGAUUCAAGAUCCCCGACGUCUACGGGGUGUACCAAUUCAAAGUAGACUACACCCGAAUCGGUUUGACACAUUUGUACAGCACGACACAAGUGUCCGUUCGACCUCUACAACAUACACAAUACGAACGUUUCAUACCUAGCGCAUAUCCCUACUAUGUCAGCGCUUUCUCGAUGAUGGGAGGUGUAUUUUUAUUCUCUUUGCUAUUCCUGCAUUACAAAGAGGAUACAAAGCCGAAGUCUGAAUGAGUACAUAAGUCUGCUGUACACAGCCAAAAGAGCAAAGUGUUUAUUGAGACAUUAAAGAAGUGGCGAUCGUCGCACUACGUAAGCACUGUGCAUCGUUCACGUUAACUUAAUUCUUGAACGGUCGACUAAACAUUCACCUCGGAACUGGUUUCUCUAUCAAUACUAUAUUUUGUUACAUUGUUAGUAGAUUUUUUAAAUGAUUUUAAUACAGAAUAAAUGAAGUUUCCUAAAUGAUUUCCGCACGAUUUAUACGGACGUUUAUAGAGGUCGGGUCAAAUGUGACCCGGCGAGCGAAGCUUAAUCUAACAGUGUGAAAAGGAGUAAUGCAACGUGAAAGCAAUGUUUACACAUUUAAAAGACCUGUACAGAAAAUUCGGUAACUUUGAAUAAAUAUAAUACCGAAAUUA